Molecule: messenger RNA, 2568 nt
Organism: Galleria mellonella (greater wax moth)
Lineage: Eukaryota; Metazoa; Arthropoda; Insecta; Lepidoptera; Pyralidae
Exons: 1
Coding region: 1-2568 (855 amino acids)
Source: RefSeq, a predicted model, not a curated record
AUGGCAAAUUUAAUGAGAACACAAAUAGAAUUACAUAAACAGAUAGACAAGACGUUGAAAAACUUUAAGAAGACACCUAAAACUAGAUUAACAGAAACAUACGCUCAAGUAAAAUUAGAAAUAUUAGAAGAUCUAUGGAAUACAUUUACUCAAAAUCAUAGAACAUUAAUGAUGACCACUGACAUUAAUAUACAGGAAUCGGACUAUGUAAAAAAUGAAAUUUAUGAUUUAACCGAAGACAUUUAUACUACUGCGAAGUGUGAAAUGAAAGAUAUAUUAAAAACAUUCUGUGCUCCCAACCCAACCUUAGAUGCUAGUCAGAGCACAUCUUCACCGUUGAAAUCACCUACAGCUAUGGCUCCAGAAUUCAAACUGCCCCAUAUCAAUAUUCCAGUAUUUUCAGGAAGGUAUUCUGAGUGGAUACCAUUUCACGAUUUAUAUGUAUCGCUCAUCCACCGAAAUUCAGCACUUAUGAAUGUGCAAAAAUUGCACUAUCUCAAGUCGAGUCUGAGCGGAGAGGCAGCAUCCUUGUUAAAACACAUACCUAUAAGUGAUGCUAACUAUGAUGAUGCUUGGGCUACAUUACAAAAGCGAUACAACAACAAACGAUUCAUUGUUACAUCUAUACUAAAGAGAUUAUUGGCACAAAGAUCACUAUCCACCGAAUCAGCAGGAUCUAUCAAAAAUCUGCUUGACACUACAAAUGAAUGCCUAAAUGCUUUAAACAAUAUUGGAGUGUACACAUUGAGUUGGGACGCAAUUAUAGUCCAUAUUACUGUUUCAAAAUUAGAUGCAGAAUCCAUCCGAUUAUGGGAACAACAAAUCAAUCGAGAGGACGACGGGACUAGCCUGCCAACAUUCAAACAACUGUGUGGUUAUCUUGAGUCUCGUUUCCGUACUCUUGAGAUGUUAGAAUCGUCAAAGACUACCUCUAAGGUCAAUACACGACAGAACACUUUUCACACCACAUUCAAAACCACUUGCAAAUUUUGUCAAGGAAAUCAUUUUAUAUAUCAAUGCAAAGAAUUUGCUCAUCUUACCUAUACUGAUCGCAAACGUUUUGUCGAACAGAAUAGAUUAUGCUAUAACUGCUUGAUUCCUUUCCAUACCGUUGACAAAUGUAAACAAAAAACUACGUGUAGAAGAUGUGGUAAGAAACAUCAUUCAUUGAUUCACCCCGAAGGCAACACUUUAGAUCAUCUUUCUUCAGAUGCAGGAGAAAGUUCACACAUACGAGAAAGUAGACAACCUGAAGUAGCUGCAACACCAGUCAAUCACAAUGUAGCGACCCAUCACGCGGACCAGGAAAUGACCAAGAACGUGCUGUUGGCCACAGCACUGGUUAAAAUUCAAUCAUCAAAUGGGACUACAUACUAUUUGCGUGCUCUGAUAGACCCGGGAUCCGAAGGUUCAUUUAUAACGGAGUCCGCUGCACAGUUCCUCGGAUUAAAGAAAACUACAGUCAGAUGCACAAUUAAUGGACUGGGCGAAGAUGGCAAAGCAAGUCUCACAUCCAAUAGCAUGGUUACAUUCAUAGCACAAUCGAGAUAUGAUCAGAGUUUUAAUAUAUCAGUACAAGCAUUUGUUCUAAAAUCUAUUACUCGAUCACAGCCUGCUCAACGAAUAUACAAACAGAACUGGCCACAUCUGCACAAUCUGGAUUUAGCAGAUCCUCAUUUUGACACACCUGGGAAGAUUGAUAUCUUGUUGAGUGCAGAAGUUUACAGCGAGAUCCUGAAAGAAGGAUUAAGUAAAGGCCCCCGUGGUACAAUCAUAGCGCAAAAUACAUACCUCGGGUGGAUUUUGUUAGGCCGGUUGCACAAUAAGGAGACUAUACAAAGCUACAAAGUUACAACUAGUAUGCAUCUUACAAUUGAGGAUAAUAUUUUACAAAGAUUUUGGGAGAUAGAAUCUGACUCUUUUCGUGAAAAUGUUCUGACUGAAGAAGAGAGUCGAUGUGAGCAAAUAUACGAAAAGACUUGUACCAGAGACAAAGAUGGUAGAUACAUAGUUAGUUUACCAUUUCGAGAAAUAGACCCACCUUGUCAAUAUGGAUCGUCCAGAGAUGUUGCAAAAGAACGACUAUUACAGUUAGAGAAAAGAUUUGUAAAGAAUCCUGAUUUCAUGUUACAAUAUAGUAAUGUUUUGAAAGAUUAUUUAAAUUUAGAUUUCAUGGAAGAGAUUGUUGAUGAGCAUGAGCGACAAAAACCGACGGCAGUUUAUAUCCCUCAUCAUGCCGUUGUCAACCCUAAAAAGACGACAGUAAGAGUCGUGAUGGAUGCUUCGUGUAAAUACAAAAACGGAGCAUCGCUCAACGAUAGUUUGAUGGUUGGUCCUCGUCUUCAACCAGACUUACGCCACAUCAUCCUGCGAUGGCGUAGACACAAAAUAUGUUUAGUAGCCGAUAUUACUAAAAUGUAUUUACAAAUCAAGGUUGAUCACACAAGCUCCGAUUAUCAACGUCUCCUCUGGCGAAAUAAUCCUGCAGAAGAAAUUAAAGACUUUAGAAUGAAUAGAGUCACUUUUGGAACUGCUAGCGCUCCUUAUUUAGCGACAAAAACACUUUAG